Catharus ustulatus (Swainson's thrush) is the source of this 7954-nucleotide messenger RNA. RefSeq names its product eukaryotic elongation factor 2 kinase (gene EEF2K). The coding region runs from base 2843 to 5053 and encodes 736 amino acids. Gene Ontology annotation, molecular function: ATP binding; calcium ion binding; calmodulin binding. The record is from RefSeq and is a predicted model, not a curated record. The transcript is spliced from 19 exons. Gene Ontology annotation, biological process: protein phosphorylation. NCBI's taxonomy places the organism in Eukaryota, Metazoa, Chordata, Aves, Passeriformes, Turdidae.
GGAAGCCGCCUCAGCGCCGCCCGCGGCGGGAAGCGCGAAAGGGCGUUUUUAAUUGCGGAAAAUGAUGGUCUGUAGGGUGGUAAGAGCCUGCGAAAGGCCGGCGGGCAAAAAAUAACUUGAUCUGUGGUAUUGGGCAGCAGUGUUGCGCUCACAGCUGAAGAUUGGCGUUUCGUGCAUUUGUGGUCCCACGACAGUGCGCGUAAUUUGGUGCCUGCGCUGUUGAAAGGUGCCAGGGGCUGUCUGUGGCCGUGGAGCAGCUGCAGUGUGCGGGGCUGAGCCCACCCUCACAGCCCGGGACGUCCUUGGGCCCAGGACGGUUCAUGUUCGGAGAAUUCUGCAAAUACCUCAAUGCGCAUAAAGCAUGAAGUUAAUUAACAACGUGGGGUACUGAGCAAAUGCUUACAAAAGGUCAGCGAUAGGUAAUUGUGCAGAGUGUUUAAAGACAGUUGAAAUGACAAGUCUGAUAAUGACAAUGGAAAGUUAUUUUGGAAGUUCCUUUUCUGUCCUUUUGAACCCCCGUGUGUUUAUUUGCAGUGUUUGGCAGCAGGGUGGACAUGACUCUGAAGGGCUGUUCGUUGCCUCGCUGCCUGCAGCUCUAAAAGCCAUUUGUGCAUUUGUGGCCGUGCUGUGUUUCCUUGCGCAGGGUUUUGUCUCAGAUGCUUCGUACUCUGAGCUGGUGCAGCUGAACACUUUGCUUCAUGAAUUUGCAUCGCUGCUGUUUAACACUCAGACUUACCCGGUGAUUAUCCCAGCUGUGUUUGCAGGCAAACUGAAUGGGAUUUGUGCCGUGGUGUUUGCAGUAGUGAUACACUGGAAGGGGCCUGUGUUAAAAGCUUCUCAUUAGAAAUCUGUCUUUGGUAAAACAAGGUUUUCAAAGAUAGACAGUGGGUUGAGAUAUCUCUGGAGUUUUUUAUCUUUUUACCCGCAGCUCUUGCCUAGACUCACUGAACCUGUUUUCUUGCAGUGUGUGGUGCAGAUGAAAAUAGAAAUUUGCUUUGUAGGGGUCAGUUGGGUGUUUGGAAAGCACAGUAGUUCUGUAAUAUGCUACAGGAUAACAUAGUGAGUGGGGUUGUUCUGGACAAGUUUAUGUAGCUUUGGGUCUGUAGCUCAUAAAGGUGAUAAUACUUUAUAAGGUGCAUAGUCUGUGUAGUUGCUUAGUUUAAAUUUUGAAUCUGUGCUUUAAAAGAAUGUUAAUCUGAAAGGUGACUUCUCUCUUUUAAGAAGAAACUGUUUCUUACUCUUACAGGUAUCCUGUUAAAUGGCUUUAACUGAUGUGGUAUUAAACCAAAAGGGAUUUAGUAUUAUGCGAGGGAGAGCUGGGUCAUGCUUGCUUUAAUGCUGUUCCACAAGGUGAGCUGGGACUUUGGUCCUGUCUUAAAGAGUUGCAGGGGGCUGUGUCUGAACUGAAACAGUGAAUUAGAAGCAACUGGAGAUGCUCCAGUUGUCCCUUUUGGUGACUGGAGCAUUCCUGUCACCCAGCUCUUUCAGAUUAAUUAAAGCAGGUUUAGAUGCUAAGGCCACUAUAGAACUUUGGUCUAGAGUCUCACUAAACCCAGCAGUGCUUUGUAACAGCACACACCUACAAGAAACAAGUGAUGCUUUAACAGCCCUGUGAUGUGAAUUUUCCCUGCUGUUUAUCUGUGUUCACAUAUUUGCAUGUUGUCCUUGCAACUCACCUGCCCCUGCUGGUCAUGUGGCUCUUGGAUGUAAAGGCAAGAGAAGGAAAAACACUUGAAACAGGUAUUGGAAAAACAAAAAUUAAAACAAAAAAACAAACUAGAGCAGAUUAAGAACCACAUUUUAAAUUGUCUGCAUUUUGAAUCACAUAGUACAAGGUUGAUUAAAAAUGGAAUAAAUUUUCAAGGUGGGUUGGAGUGGGUAGUUAAAAUUACAGGUUGUAUGUGAUAAUGCAGGCUGGCAGGCUUGGUUCAGUGCAGUCUCACUCUCCUUGUUGCUUAGCCUUAGGAAGACUUCUGAAAUGAAUACUAAAGAUUAAAUGAUCAAAACACAGCAACAGUAGUAACAGAAAUUCCUAUGUAGUAUAACUUCUGUGCUAUAAUGCAAAAGCACAGAAUAUAAGCCUUGGGAUGAAGCUCAGGCUUUUUUAUUAGGCUUUUUGUCAAGCAAACUGUGAGGUUUAGAGCAGUGUUUGUGUAGUUUGAAGUGUGGGUAUUGAAUUCUGUUUCAGAGAGCAUUUUAUACAAGUAUGGUUCUUGCUACAUACACUUCCAAAGUGAACAUCACAAGUACUUAACAAGAAAUAUGGUUCCAAGAAAAACCAAGAGACUUUUAUAAACACCAUUAGCUUUAAAUAGAAUCUGAUUUGUGUGGUGAUAUUUCAUUUACACAAGUCUCAGAAAGCAAAAUGUUUGCAGUCACUGCUGCACAAACCCACAUUGCUGCUCCCUCUCAGACUGUCCUGAAGCCCAUGGAUCUGCUGGUGUGUGUGACAGCAGGAGCAGAAGGGAGUGCAGGACAGCACUUGGGUGUAAUGGGGCUGUCCAGCGCUGUGCUGUGUCCUGGAUUAGUCACGUCCUUGCAGCAUCAGUUGACAGCUGCUGGCUGUGUGUGUGACAGACAGGAGGGGUUCUCCAGCACUCAGUGCACACUGGUAAGAUGAUCACAGUAAAAAUGGCAGUGGCAGCUGAGGACACCUUACCCCACCAGGUUUGUGCCACUGCCGCUUUCCAGAAUCAACAGCUCCCGUGUGGUCUUUCCUGGAAGGAUAGGUGAGCAUUCCAGAGCUGCUCCAGUGCAAGCCAGCUUGUUCCCCUUGUUUGCAUGUGCUUUGGAGUAGUGGGUGUUGCAGUCCUUGCAGGAGUGAAACCAACCUCCUGCAAACAUGGCAGACGAGGACCUUAUUUUUCGUAUGGAAGGGAUUGAUAAUGCCAGAACCACUCCAGCAGACUCUGGGAAUUAUCUUGAUGCUGAUAGUGAUGAUGAAGACAAUUAUUUUAUCUGUCCAAUAACUGAUGAUCCAGUUUCUAACAAGUCUGCCAAUACCAAAGUAGACAAUUAUUACAGCAAUUUAGCAAAAACUGAGCAGUACAGUUCAAGCUCUUCUCCCAGAAGCUUUAGCUUUAAGAAUGACACACAACAUCGUUCUAAGCAUGGCUCUGUGGUUGACCAUGGUCGGGAAACCUGGAAACAUGCUAUUGAAAAAGCCAAGCACAUGCCUGAUCCCUGGGCAGAAUUCCAUCUGGAGGACGUUGAGACGGAGCACGCGACUCGUUACAGGUACAAUGCAGUUACUGGGGACUGGGUUGAAGAUGAAGUCCUUAUCAAGAUGGCCUCUCAACCUUUCGGCCGUGGAGCAAUGCGAGAGUGUUUCAGAACAAAAAAACUGUCCAACUUCUUACACACUCAGAACUGGAAAAGUGCCUAUAAUUAUGUUGCCAAGCAAUACAUAGAGAGUGUAAGCAGGGAUGUUUAUUUUGAGGAUGUUCGACUGCAGAUGGAAGCAAAACUCUGGGGAGAAGAGUACAACCGGCACAAGCCACCAAAACAGGUGGAUAUAGUGCAGACCUGUAUUAUUGAAAUGAAGAACAGGCCUGGAAAGCCUCUCUUUCAUCUGGAACAUUACAUUGAGGGCAAAUACAUCAAAUACAACUCAAAUUCUGGAUUUGUGCGGGACGACAACAUUCGUCUAACUCCUCAAGCCUUCAGUCACUUCACCUUUGAGCGCUCAGGACACCAGCUCAUUGUUGUUGAUAUCCAGGGAGUUGGAGAUCUUUACACAGACCCUCAGAUCCAUACAGAGAGUGGUUCAGAUUUUGGAGAUGGCAACCUAGGUGUUCGAGGUAUGGCCUUGUUCUUUCAUUCUCAUUUCUGCAACAACAUCUGCAAAAGCAUGGGACUUGCACCAUUUGAUCUUUCAUCCAAAGAGAAAGAUGCCUUGGAUUAUAAUAAAAAAUUGCUUGAAUCUGCUCAAACAAUUCUCCGUGGCACAGAGGAGAAAUGUGGCAGCAGCCGCGUGAGGACGGUGUCCGGGAGCCGGCCCCCGCUGCUCUUCCGCCUGUCUGAAAACUCUGGGGAUGAAAGCAUGAGUGAUGUGGCAUUCGACUCCCUGCCCUGCUCUCCAUCCUCUGCAACCCCUCACAGCCACAAGGCGGACAUGCUUAAUUGGCCUGUGUUCAGUGAAGUAGAUAACUUGGAUCACCUUGACAAUAAAAGGGAUUUUGAAAAUGGUGGAGACAGUGGAUAUCCCAGUGAAAAGAGAAGUGAGACAGAAGAUCUGGAUCAUAGAGAGAGGGGCCAUUCAAACAACAACCGGAGGCAGGAGUCUGAUGAAGACAGUUUGGGAAGCUCUGCAAGGAUCAGUGUGGAGAAAUGGAAUCUUUACAACUCUUCCAGAAUCCAUAUCCACAGACCAUCCUGUGUUGCCCAAGAAAUUCAGAGGCUCAAUGCACUAGAACUUGAAAAGAAAAUUGGGAAGUCAAUCCUUGGAAAGGUUCACCUGGCCAUGGUUCGCUAUCAUGAAGCCGGGCGCUUCUGUGAGAAGGACCAGGAAUGGGAUCAGGAGUCGGCCCUGUUCCACCUGGAGAAGGCUGCAGACUGCGGAGAGCUGGAAGCCAUCGUUGGGUUAGGCCUCAUGUGCUCUCAGCUGCCACAUCACAUUCUUUCUGAGGUCACUCUUGAGAAUACAAAGGAGAACAGAAAUAAAGGAUUUAAUUACUUGCUUAGAGCAGCAGAAGCUGGAGACCGGCCUUCCAUGAUUCUGGUAGCAAGAGCAUAUGACACAGGUGUAAAUCUUGGCGCAGACAGAGCCCAGGAUUGGAAGGAGGCACUGCACUGGUACAACGCUGCACUGAACAUGACUGACUAUGAUGAGGGAGGUGAAUAUGAUGGCACUCAGGAUGAGCCCCGGUAUCUGCUCCUGGCCAGGGAAGCAGAGAUGUUAAUGAUGGGAGGGUUCAACCUGGAGAAGGAUCCACAGAGAUCAGGUGAGCUUUACACAGAAGCAGCAGAAGCAGCCAUGGAGGCCAUGAAGGGCAGACUGGCAAAUCAGUACUACCAAAAAGCAGAAGAGGCUUGGGCAAUGAUGGAAGAAUAACACUGAAAUUAAGCAGUUCUUGUAUAUAAAUUUUUUAUACACUUGCUGCAUUUGCAGCUAAAAAGAUGUAUUUUUAUGUGAUGUUACCAGGUUGGUUUUUCUUUGUAUUUUAGUUUUAUAAUUUUUUUGAAGGUAGAAAUCUAAAUGUAAGUAGUAUGUGCCAUAUGCCAUAGCAUACUUCUGUUUGUGUUUUAAAGCUGUAAUUACACACACUUGGACCUUUUGUACUUUUUUUACUGUUAGAACUGAGGGGCCUGUUUUUUUUUGACAAAAGAAAAUGAGGCCUUAUUAUUUAGGCUUUACAUGUCCUGUUUUUUACACAGCAAAUGAUCAGUAUGUUUACAUUUUUCUUCUCCUCCCCACAUACAGAAAAACAUCUUCUUAAAUUCUCAGCAUAAUUCUUCAUAAUUUUUGGUGUAUCUCACCAAAUUUGCACAUGAACAUAAAUUUCCAGUUUAUGGAUGCAACUACUGAUGUUAAUAAGUAAUCCCAUUCUAUUUUGCUGACAUUGUUGGACAGUUAUUCUCAAAUGAAUUUCAGAUGGAAUCCUUAGUUUGGGGAGGGGUAGGGAAGAUGAUUCAGAUUGGCAGUGAGAAUAUUGAGGCUGGAAUGUUUUAUUCAUUACCAGCAUUGCAUACUAUACCAUUAGAAAAUCAUUCAUGAUGAGGUGAGGCAUCCAGCUACCUCUCUCAUUUUCACAUUUUGCACCAUAUAAAAGCUGAGUUGUAUAAAAUUCUACUGAUCUUAUAUUUGUCCAAUGAUGUAAAGUAGCACGAUUUGUAAUAUACGGGUAAUUUGAAGUUAGUUUUACAGUGGCAUCUCAAAUAGCAGUGAAGCUAGAUCAUCUCACUUAAGACCACAUUUUCCACCAUUUCCAGAUGGAUGUUUGAAGAGGAGAUGUUGAUUCACCUAUUUCUAUGUACAGAAAACAAUUUAUAUGGUUUAAGUCUAUUUUAAAAUGGUAUUUCAUCUGCGAAUGCCAUUUAGAGAAGAGUUUCUCAUUAGAAAGGGAAAAUGUUAUUACCCCCAAACACUUGAAUUUAUGUCCUCUGCCUAAUCCUAACCAGUGAGGGGAGGACAAGUACCUGGUGGUAUUAUCAUUACAUAGAGAGAAUUUUCUUCUAAUCCAGUGUUUUAUUCCAAAGCUGCUGUGCCAUCUAGAUGGCUAGUACAGCAGCUGUUCCUGUUCCUUGGUUGUGGUUAACAGUCAUUUGCAGGCGGUUUAAGAUGGAAGCCUCUGCCUCCUUGGCCUUGCAUCUCCUGAGGUGUAAAUUGAUGUGCACAAGGGGCAGCCCCUGUGAAGUGCUGUAAUGCUCACCACUUCAGCCAAGCUCUUAAAAGCAGGUGUAAAGCUAAGCAGGCUAAGAGAUGAUGCAGGAUUGAUUAGGAUUUCUUGCAUGCAUAGCCAAGGAGUAUUAAGUUCUUGUAAAAUGCAGAAACUGUUCAGGGAACAGAAAUCAGUUCUUCCUUUCCUGUGCAAGUGCCUGUCACUGGAAUCAAGUUGUGUUCCCGUUUUCUCUUUUUUAUGGCAAGUGGAUCUUGAAUUGCUGUUUAGACAGUAUCCAAGGGAGAUGUCAGUAACAACUGCCACUGUCUGAAAGGGGUGAACUCCUGUUGAUUAAAUGAGGGUUUGAAUCCAUUCUAGGAGGGAAGGCAAAGUUACCCUUGGAUGUUGUGCUCCUGGCUGGUGCUGUAAUCAGCAGGCAGUUGUGGCUGUGAGCAGCCUUGCAACACAUGGCAACGUCCUUUUGCUGCAGAUUGCUGAGAUCAUGGGAAAGUAGUGCCCAUGGCCUUUUUGUUUUUUGUUUUCUUUUGAGAGAGAGGGUGAAGUUCUUCACCCGUUAAAGGAGGAAUGUCUCAUUUCUCAAUCUCAGUUGGUCUUAGGUAGUGAGGUACUAAAAUGACCAGAUUUUUGUACCUAAUAUUUUUUGUACCUAACAUGGUGAAAUGGAACCAGAGGACUGCAAUUCAGAUGAAUGUUUUCAGUGCCUGUCCAAAGUUCUGCUUUAGAUGCCUAAAGCCUGUCUGGGAUGUGACCUUUUUUGCUGUUUCAGCUCACAGCAUUGAGGUACCAGCUGUCAGUGAAAGGUGAAGACACUCACCUCUGAAGACAGUUGAAUAGUCUGUUUUGUGCAGAACCUGUACAGUGUAGGGACUAUAGCAAAAUCAGACAAAAGGAUUUGUUCUCCUCAUAAGGUGCCAAAUCUUUGAGAUUUUCCUUGAGAAGGAAGCAUGUGUGACAACACCACUACCCAUGUAGGGAGGAGAUUGAAAGUGCCUAUCCAAAAUGUGCAUGCAAAGAAGGUAGAGUGUAAUUGUUGACACUUCUUGGUGUAGUUUAAUUUGCUAAAUUCAGUAGUUGCUGACUGCUCUUUGUAGAUCUGGUAUGCAAAUGGGCACACAUCUCAAUGCAAAAAUUAUUAUGGUUAUUAAUUCUUUGUUUGCAAACACUACUUUUUGGUGAUGAAGUCUAUCUUGUGUCCUAAGGUGUAUCAGAUGAUUUGGCCAUUCAAUAAAUGGGACUGUCAAUAAUAUGAAAAUGGAAAUUGUUUACAGAAAUAUUGCAACUUAUUCUGUGAUAUUCUUUUGAAGGGAAAAACUGUAUAUUUUAAAGACUUUUGCAAUGAUAUUGCUUUAUGCUAUAUUUUUAAUCUAUUCACAAUGAAUAAAUAAAAAUCUGUAUUUUUUAAAAAUGUGAAAAUAAAUCUGAGACUCAGCCUGUAAGAACUUACCUGAGUUCAGUGUUUCCAGAAGUCAGUGGGAAUAUUGCUUGGGUAAGGAGAGUGAGAUGGAAGUCUUUGUAUGUCAGACAAGCAAAUACUGUUUGCCUGCAUGGCUUAGUCCUCUCAUUCACUUUGGGUUCAUUCUGGCUAGUCAAUAAAAUUGUUCUUUUUGUCACUU